CUUCCCAUUUUCCAGGCAAUAAUUGAUGGAUCCAGACACCAAGAAAUUCGGAAGAGGGCCAAGAGAACUUACCGGGGCAGUGGAUCUUAUAAGUCACUACAAGUUAUUGGCUCAUCAUGAGUUCUUCUGCAAGAGGUCACUUCCUUUAUCGAUUUCAGACACACACUACCUUCACACAGUGGUUGGAGACACAGAGAUAAGGAAAGGGGAAGGAAUGCAAUUGCAUCAGCUAAUGGGAGAAGCACCUUACUCUAAAGAUGCAAAUGCCCGCAUACAACCAUUUGACAUUGACGUUCUCAAAGAAGCUUUUCAACUGAGGGAAACUGCUCCAAUUGAACUGCCUCCUGGAGAGAAAGGAGCUCCCACAAUCCCUGGGAAAUCUGCUAGCGAGUCCAAGGAUAAGGAAAAGAAGCACAAAAGACAUAAGGACAAGGAUAAAAGUAAAGACAGAGAACAUAAGAAGCAUAAGCAUCGCCAUAAGGAUCGAAGUAAAGACAAAGACAAAGAUAAAGAGAAAAAGAAAGAUAGAAGUGGUCAUCAUGAUAUGGUUGGGGAACAUUCCAAGAAACACCAUGAUAAGAAAAGGAAGCAUGACGGAGAUCAAGAUCUCGCUGAUAAUCACAAGAGAAGCAAGCAUAAGAGUACAAAGAUGGACGAGGUGGGAAUCAUAAAAGUAGCAAGCUGAAAUAUGGCAUUCUGUUCUAUGUGGUUAGUAUUGAAAUUUGGAUGGCUUGUUUUAGUUUGGCCGAAAUACUUUCAAGGAAACAUUACGAACAUAUCAGACUCAUGAAGGGGUUUUACCUUGAUGGUUCAAAUUUUGCUUAUAUGCUCACGAAUAGCCGAUUGGACUUAACUUUUUUUAUCAUACAAAAGACAAUGCAGAAUUUGGGUCGUUUGUGAAGAGUGCCAUCUUAUCGUUUACGUGUUUUGUUACUAGUUUUUACUUCUAGAAUUUAAACUUAUCUUAUUAACUCAAGACCCCUUUUUUUUUGGUUGGAGCCCAGGGCUAGUGCAAGGAGUAGGUCAAAGAUUGGUGCUAUAAAAUUUUACAAUGACCACUAUUGAUUUUUUUUUUUAUAAGUUUUUGAAUUGUUUGUAUAAUAUUUUCUAUGUGUUAAGGGCGGGUUGUAUAAUAAUAAUAUCAUAAGCAUGAAAUGGAAGAACUUCAUUAAUCUAAUAUUAACAUAUUUUAAUUA
Molecule: messenger RNA, 1196 nt
Organism: Impatiens glandulifera
Lineage: Eukaryota; Viridiplantae; Streptophyta; Magnoliopsida; Ericales; Balsaminaceae
Product: mediator of RNA polymerase II transcription subunit 19a-like
Exons: 6
Coding region: 26-685 (219 amino acids)
Biological process (GO): positive regulation of transcription by RNA polymerase II
Cellular component (GO): mediator complex
Molecular function (GO): transcription coregulator activity; transcription factor binding
Source: RefSeq, a predicted model, not a curated record